CUCAAAGUUACGACAAUUGUGACACCUUUCUGUUUUCUAAUGACAUUCAAUUCAGCAUGGAAAUAACGCACAAGUUUACGUUUGUUCCACCUGAACGAGUCUGACCACAAGUCAGGGACCACUAUGGUGACACACCAAAUGCGCUUGAAGAAUUAUUUUUGCCUCUGCUAAUGCCUUUUAAAGGGAAAGUAAUUCAAAUGUAGUCAGAUUAUGUUACUGAGUUUGGGUAGUCCAAAGGUUAUGUCACUGAUAACAUUUUGGGACAGGUAACUAGUAACUGUACCGGAUUCUAUUUAGAAAGUAACCUACCCAACCAUGUCAAAUUAUAAACCUCAAAGGGAAGGAAAAUCUUAUCUGAGAUUACAGAGCAACUCACUCUUCUAAUGAACAAAAUACAGAAGUGACUGAUUAACAUAUCUGAAGGUAGGCCACACACAGGAAUGCUCUAUUUUCCUAAACCUUUAAAUGGCAAAUUGGCACUGUAUCUAUCAGUGUUGUAGAUAAAUGUGACAACAUUAACUCUUUUUUUGUUUUGUUGUUUUUUAAAGGUGAUUGUGAGAGUAAUUGGGAGGUGACUUUCAACGAUACAGCUCCAUGUGCCUUAAAAGGGUCGUCAGUGGUGUUUGGAUGCAGUUAUGACUACCCCUCAGACCAGACUAUUACAAAUACCUUCUGGAAGUUCCAGACUCAAAAUUAUGAUACAAAUUUCUUUGAGGCCCAGCAAUACGGACAACGUGUAGAAUACCUUGGAAAUAAUAAACACAACUGCACCUUGAGAAUGAAUAACCUAAAUAGUAGUGAUGCAAAUUCCUAUCUCUUCAGAUUUAAGACAGUUAAUAAGUAUGGCAAACUGAAUGCAUGGAGCAGUACAACAUCAGUUUCACUAACUCUGACAGGGCUGAAAGCUGAAGUAAACCCUGCCACUGUGAGAGAGGGAGAGAAGGUGACACUAACAUGUAGCACAACCUGUACACUGAGUGACCAUCCAACUUUUGUCUGGUUCAGGGAUGGACAAUCAGUAUCAAAAACAGAGUUUCAGGCAAAUAGUGAGGAUUCUGGUAGAUACCGAUGUGCUGUUCAAGGUCAAGAUCUUCUCUCGUCUGCUCCAGUGUCUCUUGAUGUCCAAUAUGCUCCAAAGAAUGUCACAUUGUCAGUCAGUCCAUCUGGAGAUGUUACUAAGGGUAACUCAGUCACUCUCACCUGUAGCUGCAGUGCAAACCCCCAUGUGUUGGCCUACAUCCUGUAUAAGGAGAGUGGGCAGUCCCUUGCAACUCUGACACCAUCGCAGAGUCACACCAUUCGUAGCAUCAAGCUCACAGACAGUGGAGGGUACUACUGCCAGGCACAAAAUGAAGUCAGUAAUGUCAAGUCUAAUGUAACUUCACUCAACGUUCAGUACCCUCCUGAGGACACCUCUGUGUCAGUCAGUCCCUCUGGUCCAGUGGUAGAGGGCAUCUUUGUGAAUCUGACCUGUAGCAGCCAUGCUAACUCAGCAGUGAGCUACACCUGGUACAGAGUCAAUGGGAGCAGCCCUAUCCAGUCAGGGACUCAGUUGAUACUUGAGAAGGUUUCUCCUGCUAACUCAGGGAGGUAUUACUGUGAGGCAAGGAACAAACAUGGAGCCCUCAACUCAUCACUCCUGUUUCUUGAUGUUCUGUAUCCCCCAAGGAACACCUUGGUAUCAGUCAGUCUCUCUGUCCCACUGUUAGAGGGAAGUUCUGUGAACCUGACCUGCAGCAGUCAUGCCAACCCAGCAGUGGAGAACUACACCUGGUUUAGGAAGGUUGGAACAGACACCUCACAGACAGGUUCAGGAGAGGUGUUGAGAUUGACCUCUCUAAACUCCUCUGACAGUGGACAGUACUUCUGUGAGGCCAGGAACAGAGAAGGGGCUCACAAGUCUACUGUGGUGUCUCUGACCAUACAGAGUGCCAAUCAUGCUACAAAGACUGUCCAAAUGUCAGUUUACAUUGGUUCCGCGGCCGCAGUUUUCAUGGUGAUCAUACUUCUUGUGUUCUUAUGGAUGUGGAAGAUCCCAUUCAAAUUAUGUCAAAGGACUGCUGUGGACAAAGAGUACUAUCAAGACCCAGUCUUAUCCAGUAGAAGGACCAGUAAUGACCCAGCAUCACAGGAAACUAGAACGGAGGAACAGGAAAAUGCCCUCUAUGCCAACGUUCAACUGCCUCCCUCUCACACCCACCACCAAGACAGUUCUCUGUACUCUGUGGUCGAGCCACCAGCUCUGCAGAACCCUCCUGACCCUCAUUACGCUACCUUUGACUUCCAGCAGUUCCAAAGCUCCAUUGACGGGGCCCAACUCUCCAGACCCCAAUGUGGAGAUGAUGUUGUAUACUCCACAGUGAAAGCCAUAAAGGCCAAUGUGACAGACAACCUCCAGUACGCCAGCAUCCCGUUCCCCCUCCCCAGUCCUACUGCCAGGCUGGAAGAAAGUUUAGAGGUGGACCAUUCUGUUAUCUACUCCACUGUUGCCAAACCUGAAGCCUGAACAUUUCCUUACAUAUUGGUGAAUAAACUAAGCAGCACUGGAACACAUGUUAAGAUAUGUAAAGUAUGGAAUUAAUAAGUAGUUAUGGAAAUAGAUGUAUAUGUGUUGUACUGUACUUGUAAUGUGUGUGCCUCACGUGUGAUGAUGAGCUUCCAUUGCUUGUGCAUGCUUCUGUCUUGAUAAUUGAAUGGUCAACCCUGACAUUUUAUUGGCUGACUGUUUCUUUUUUUGUUUGAGGUGCAACCACCCAGGGGAAGGUGCUUGUAAGAGGGAAGUGGCCAUGUGACUGGUUUAGUUUAUAAAUAUCUGACUAAGUUUGAGAGAAUAUUGUUUAUUUAUCUUGAAUUGAAGUUGAAUUAAUAUUUUGUUAGAUCUUCCCUCGACUGCACCAGAACCUGUAUUUUUGGUUGUUUAGUUUGUUUGUUUGUUUGAUUAAUUGUGUACUGUUAUGACCUCCUUUUUGACCAGGCUGAGAAAGAGUCUCAGUAAUUCAGUUUAAUUCAUAAACGUGUGAACUUGCAA
Molecule: messenger RNA, 3028 nt
Organism: Salvelinus sp. IW2-2015
Lineage: Eukaryota; Metazoa; Chordata; Actinopteri; Salmoniformes; Salmonidae
Product: B-cell receptor CD22-like
Biological process (GO): cell-cell adhesion
Cellular component (GO): membrane
Source: RefSeq, a predicted model, not a curated record